ACAACCGCAAUAAUUUCAAUUCCAUCAUUAAGAAAAGAGUCAAGAGAUAUGAACGGAUCAUAUGAGAGAAGGACAAAGGAGUAGAUAAAGCCUGUACCACCUCAGAGGAUCAGACUUUCACCCUGCUCACUCAGACGUUCAGGUCUAGGUCCGAGAUGCUGCUGCCAUUCUGCCUCGCUGUUCUCUGCCUCUGUGGCGUCUCUCCCUCUGCUGCUGCCCCGACACGGGACGCUUCCAGAUCUGCCUCAACUAGGAACAAGGUACUGCUGGUCUCCUUCGAUGGUUUUCGCUGGGACUACGACCAAGAUGUGGACACCCCUAACCUGGAUCAGAUGGUCCUGGAUGGGGUGAAAGCAGAAUACGUGACACCGCCGUUCCUCACCAUCACCAGCCCGGCACACUUCACCCUGCUCACAGGUCGUUACAUUGAGAAUCACGGCGUCAUCCAUAACUUGUGGUUCAACACGACCACUCAGGAGAAGAAGCAGUACUACCAGACCCAGUUUGUUGAUUCCUACUGGGACAAUGGAAGCCUACCCAUCUGGAUAACAGCACAGAGACAGGGUCUGAAAGCAGGCUCUCUGCAUUUUCCUGGCACAGCAGCCACCUACAGAAACGAGACUGUGAAGUUUCGGCAGGUAGAGCCCUUUCUCUACGAUCACUCCAAUGAGACAGACUGGAGGAAGAACAUCGACAAGGUGGUUGGAGAGUGGUUCCACCAACAAGACCUGGACUUUGUCUCCUUGUACUUUGGACAACCAGACUUGGUAGGCCACAGAUAUGGACCUGAUUCUCCAGAGCGCAGAGAGAUGGUCAAACAAGUGGACCGUACCGUGGGCUACUUACGAGAAAAGAUCCAACAACACGGCCUCACAGACAAGCUCAACAUCAUCAUCACCGCCGACCACGGGAUGACCACAGUCCUACGAGGUGGAACGGUCAAUGAGAUCAUGCUCUCUAAGAUCCCCGGCUUCAGCUUCAGAGACAUCGAGUUUCAUCUGGUGGAUUACGGCCCCGCUGGGAUGCUGCUUCCUAAAGAGGGGAAGCUGGAGAAGGUGUACCAGGCUCUGAAGGGGGGACACCCUCACCUUCAUGUGUACAAGAAGGAGGAGAUGCCAGCCAGACUACACUACAGUAACCAUCCUCGACUCCUGCCCAUCAUCCUCUAUGCUGAUCCUGGAUAUGUUAUCAAUGGGUUCUUUUCUUUCCAAACCAACAAAGGAGAGCACGGCUUCGACAACUUGGAGAUGGAUAUGAAGCCGUUCUUCAGGGCUGUGGGUCCUGAUUUCAAGAAAAACCUGCGGUUUGGGAACUUUGAGACAGUUAAUGUGUACCCACUGAUGUGCCAUCUAUUAGGAAUAAAACCUGAGAUCAAUGACGGACAUUUGGACAACACCAAAGGCAUGCUGGUCUCCAGAAUAAACCCAGAGGGAGACGGCAAUGUUGUAGAUACCCGGCACCAGGUGUUUAUCGGCCUCUCAGCAGUGACCGGCUUUCUGGUGUUGGUGUUCAUAGUGACUGUUCUGCAAGCCUGGUGUAAAAGGAGCAGAAAAGAAAACGGCUACGAAACCAAACAAAUGGAUGAUGAAAAGGAAAAGGACACUAAGCAGACCAGCUUUUAA
Cheilinus undulatus (humphead wrasse) is the source of this 1622-nucleotide messenger RNA. RefSeq names its product ectonucleotide pyrophosphatase/phosphodiesterase family member 7-like. Lineage: Eukaryota; Metazoa; Chordata; Actinopteri; Labriformes; Labridae. The transcript is spliced from 6 exons. Bases 156 to 1622 code for a protein of 488 amino acids. The record is from RefSeq and is a predicted model, not a curated record.